GACUAAUGUUGUCUUUUCCCUUUUUAGAUGCUUAACUUGCGGUAGAUCGUUUGAAUCAUACUUACAUUAUCAUACUAUAAUUAUUUUUUUAUUUUAAUGUAGACUAGUAGAGAAUUGAAUCAAGUAAUGGAAAAAGCUAUAGAAGACACGAACAAAUAUAAUGAAAUUGAGGAAGCUAUAUCCGAGUUAAUUUUGGAAGAAGAGAAGGAAUUUGUAAAGCAAUUGGCGGCGUGGAAUGGAAGGGCACACAUAAGGAAGAAUAAUUCAAAAACUGGAAGUGCAGGAAUGGCAACGGUUCAUGCAGGAUCUCCUCCACCCCCUCCACCACCACCAGGAAACGGAAGCAAUAAAGUUAUUCCAAAGCCGCCUCGACCACCGUCUCCACCUCCCCCGCCUCCAUUAUCAAAGACUAAAGCUAAUCAAGGAAGUCCAAAACAACCGCCAUCUCCGCCUCCACCUCCGCCACCCAUGCCUAAAGCUAGUCAUGGAAUUCCAAAACCUCCGCGACCACCACAGAAACAAGAAAGUAAAGGAGUUCCUCUACCACCACCGCCGCCUCUUCCACCAACUCAUUCAUCUCCGACUAUAAAAAAGCCUAAUUUAUAUCAAAACACUCCUAAUUUUAACGAAACUAGUUCUUCUAAGGGUGAAGUAAGUGAAUCGAAAAACACAAAUAUUGAGGAAAAUAUGGAUGAUAUUAGAAAUGUUGACAAGAAAGAAAUUUUGUCCAGAAAUCUUGAAAAAAGGCGUCAUUAUAUGCAAUCUGAUGAAGACGACUAA
Meloidogyne enterolobii is the source of this 780-nucleotide messenger RNA. Lineage: Eukaryota; Metazoa; Nematoda; Chromadorea; Rhabditida; Meloidogynidae. The record is from the annotation of a GenBank genome assembly.